GAAAAUCUGGCCAAAAGUGAUCCUCCAUGUCUUAAUGUCUUACCUCUUUAGGGAUACCUGAAUCAGGACAAUAGUAGCACGCGCCGAUGAGGGGGAAGCAAUAGACCGGCCGGCGGAAUGAGUGGAGGGACAAGAGGGUAGGUAGUAGGAGGCGAAAGUUGGAGUAUCAGCGAUGGAGCCGCUCUGACCAAGUGCAGACAGGCGCGACAGCAACCUCAGGUAAUGAAAACAAAGCACAAGGAACACACACACAACUGCAAACGAGGGGCGAUGAAGGGCGAUCUAUAUCGAUCGCAUUUCCGGCCUGCCUUCUCCACGAUCCCACAAGCGGAACCUCCCCCCCAAGGACCGGAUCCAUGGGUGCUGCAGCGUCCAGGGUGGCAAUCGCCCCGUCCGUUGCCCCGGCGACAUCAGCCAGCCGCAAGGAAACCGGUCCUUUAUUACAUCGUCAAGGUUGUAGUGGAUAUUCUUCAAUUUUAUUACGUAGGUAGGCUGCCGUUUGAUGGCAUAAAUUGUUGGAAAUGUGAAAAAAAUAUUAGAUGAUACCUAGGAGUCUUCAAGUCUGCUGUGGCCGUCGUAUUCGCCGUCAUAGCAAAACAAAACCCUCCGCCGGGUCGGUGA
Molecule: messenger RNA, 621 nt
Organism: Aspergillus neoniger CBS 115656
Lineage: Eukaryota; Fungi; Ascomycota; Eurotiomycetes; Eurotiales; Aspergillaceae
Exons: 1
Coding region: 223-543 (106 amino acids)
Source: RefSeq, a predicted model, not a curated record